AUGCCUAUAAAAAAGUCUAAAAAAUUAAGAGAAAUCUUAAGAGAAAAAUAUCUUAAAGAACUAGAAGAUUUAGAAAAGCGUAUUAAUGAAUUUGAUAGUUCAAAAAAUAUAAGAUUAUUUUCAGAACUUCCAUUAUCAAAGCAAACAGCAGAAGGGUUAAAGGAAAAUCAUUAUUUUAAGCUUACAACAAUUCAAAAAAGAGCAAUUCCUAUUGCUCUUAGUGGUAGAGAUAUUUUAGGAGCUUCAAGGACAGGAAGUGGCAAAACUAUAGCAUUUUUAGUUCCAGUUCUAGAAAAUCUAUUUAGAAGGAAAUGGGGUGUUUAUGAUGGACUUGGUGCAUUAAUUAUUUCACCAACUAGAGAGUUGGCGACACAGAUAUUCAAAGUUUUAUGUAAGAUUGGCAGAAAGCAUAGUUUUUCAGCAGGCCUUGCAAUUGGAGGGAAAGAUUUGCAAGAAGAAGCACAGAGAAUAUCACGAAUGAAUAUUAUGGUUUGUACACCAGGAAGAAUCCUUCAACAUAUGGAUCAAACAUCAGGAUUUGAUGUUGAUAAACUUCAGAUGCUUGUUUUAGAUGAAGCCGAUCGUAUUUUAGACAUGGGAUUUCAAAAAACUAUUGAUUCUAUUAUUGAAAAUUUGCCAAAGAAUAGACAAACAUUACUUUUUAGUGCAACUCAAACAAAAAGUGUUAAAGAUCUAUCUAGAAUAUCCCUUAAAAAUCCAGAUUAUAUAGCAGUUCAUGAAAAGGAAAAUAGUUCUACUCCUCCAACACUUUUGCAAUAUUAUUCUAUUAUUCCAUUGGAUGAGAAAAUUAAUAUUCUUUUUAGUUUCAUAAAAACACACUUAAAAUCGAAAACAUUAGUUUUUAUGAGCACUAUUAAACAGGUACGUUUUAUUUAUGAAACAUUUAAACAUUUACAACCUGGUGUUCCACUCCUACAUCUUUAUGGAAGAAAAAAACAACAUUCAAGAAAUCUUAUAACAACUCAAUUUUUUACAGCAAAACAUGCUGUUAUGUUUUGUACAGAUAUUGUAGCUCGUGGACUUGAUUUUCCAAUGGUCGACUGGGUUUUACAGUUUGAUUGUCCUGAAGAUGCCGAUACAUAUAUUCAUAGAGUAGGAAGGACUGCAAGAUAUGAUAAAAGUGGAAAAGCACUUAUAUUUCUUUGUCCAAGUGAAAUAAAAAUAUUAGAACGUCUAAAGCAAAAAAAAGUGCAAAUGCAAGAAAUUAAAAUAAGAAAUUCCAAAAAAAUUAAUAUUUCAAAACAACUUCAACAUAUUUGUUUUAAAGAUCCUGAAAUUAAAUAUUUAGGACAAAGAGCUCUUAUAAGUUAUUUAAAAAGCAUUUAUCUUCAAAAGGAUAAAGAAGUAUUCAAAUUUGAAGAUUUAUCUAUUGAGGAAUUUUCAUCAAAAAUGGGACUUUUAGGUGUUCCAAAAAUUAAAUUUUUACAAAGCUUAAAUAGUAAAAUUUUAAAAAAUAAACCUAGAGAGUUACAAAAAUACUCAAAUGAUAAAAAUAUGCAGAAAAACGAUGAAAUUGAUAAGAAAGAAACAAUUAAAACUAAAUAUGAUAAAAUGUUUAAACGUACAAAUCAAAAUGUUAUAUCAGAACAUUACAGAAAGAUGAUAGAAGAAGACAAUGAUUUAUUAGUUAGCCAUAAUUCUACUGACAAUGAUGACUUUAUAAAAGUUAAAAAGGUAGAUAAUAAUUUUAAUGAAGAACCUUUGGAAAAUUGCUUUAUAGCGCUUUCAAAGCGAAAACAGAAAAUUGCAUUGUCAAAAAAAGCAAUGCUUAAGUAUCGCCCUAAAGGAACAAAAUUAAUAUAUGACGAUCAGGGAAAUGUAUCUAAUAUUUAUAAAUUUCAGGACGAAACAUCAUUUCAUAAAGCAGGUACUGCUGAUGAUCAAAAGAAAAAAUAUCUUCAAGAGGAAGAAAAAAAAAUGAUACAAAACGACAUUGUAGAUAAAAUACAAACAAAAGAAAAAAGGCACCAAAAAAGAAAAAAGACUUCAGCAAUCGAAAGAAAAAAUAUCACACAAAAUUCCACUGACAACAAUACUGACUUCGAAUCAUCAUCCAAUGAUAAUCAUUCACUUAUACAGGCAAAGAGGCAAAAAAUAUACCUUGACAAAAAUAAUUCAAAAGAUUCUUCGAUUAUAGAAAUCGAACAUCUUGAUACACUUCAAGAUCAUGAAAAUCUUGCAUUGAAACUAUUAAAUUCCUAUUAA
Molecule: messenger RNA, 2226 nt
Organism: Pneumocystis murina B123
Lineage: Eukaryota; Fungi; Ascomycota; Pneumocystomycetes; Pneumocystales; Pneumocystaceae
Exons: 7
Coding region: 1-2226 (741 amino acids)
Biological process (GO): rRNA processing
Cellular component (GO): nucleus
Molecular function (GO): ATP binding; RNA helicase activity; nucleic acid binding
Source: RefSeq, a predicted model, not a curated record